Molecule: messenger RNA, 5227 nt
Organism: Astyanax mexicanus (Mexican tetra)
Lineage: Eukaryota; Metazoa; Chordata; Actinopteri; Characiformes; Acestrorhamphidae
Gene: zbtb11
Product: zinc finger and BTB domain containing 11
Exons: 10
Coding region: 208-3672 (1154 amino acids)
Biological process (GO): regulation of cytokine production; negative regulation of transcription by RNA polymerase II; regulation of immune system process
Molecular function (GO): protein binding
Source: RefSeq, a predicted model, not a curated record
CAAACGCAACAUCCGCCUGGUGCAGCAGCCAUUUUGUGUGUUCAUGCGGAGACUCGGAACAGCGGUUCCCCCUCGGUAAAUAUUCGGACCCGGGCGAAACCGGGCUCCCCGAACCCCUUAGAAAAAGUGAGGAGGGUGUGAAUAGGCGCUGUGGGAAUUUUAAGCGGAGCUGCGGGAGCCGGUUUGGCUGUGCGGGGCGGCGGCAGCAUGUCCAGCGAGGAGAGCUACCUGGCCAUCCGGCGGUACCUGACGGACGAACGGCAGCCCUACGCGCCCGGAACCCCCGGCAACACCAAGCGCAAGAUCCGCAAAGCGGCCGCCUGUUACAUCGUGCGGGACGGGGUUCUGUUCUACCAGCGGCGGCAGAAGGGCCUGGACCACUUCAGCGAGCUGGAGGUGGUGCUGCAGGCCGACCGGAGAAGGGGACUGAUCGGCGAGGCACAUCUCAGCUCCUCGGGGGAACACCUGAACUCCCAGCUCACCUGGGAAACCAUCUCUCAGAAAUACUGGUGGAGAGGUAUAUUAAAGCAAGUGAAGGAUUAUAUUAAGGACUGUCAGUGCCAGAGUAAACAGGAGCGUAACAGAAAUGGUGCUGAAGAUGGCACUGGUCUGGCAGCUGCCCAGCGACAAAGGACCCGGGCCAGUGAUGAGGAGGAAGAGGAUGAAGAUAAUGAAGAUAUUGAUGAAGAUCUUAAUCAGUCCUUUCCAGUCAGGUCAAAAGCCAGCAGAGUGAACAAGCAUGAACUGGUGUUUGUGGACAGUAAAGGGGUCGUGCAACAGUUUCUGCCCAAACACGGACAGACUAUGCUGGAUAAACUAAAUGAGCAACGUCUGAAUAAUCAGUUCUGUGAUAUCACUCUGCUCAUCGAGGGCGAAGAGCUUCGGGCACACAAAGCCGUCCUGGCUGCCUGCAGUGAAUACUUCAGAGAACUGUUCGUAGAGAAAGGGGCGAUAUCCAGCCACGAAGCUGUGAUUGACCUCUCUGGCUUCAGUAAGGCCAGUUUCUUGCCUUUGCUGGAGUUCGCCUACACCUCUCAACUGACCUUCAACUUUUGCGUGAUGGCGGAUAUCGCCACAUUGGCACGGUACCUGCUGAUGCCCGAGGUGCUGCAGAUCUGCGAGAAGGUGCACAAGAAGGUAGAGGAGCAAAAGCUGAUGGUCUACCAGCAGGGAGACGUCCACACGGUGGUGGCCACCCAGGUUAUGCCCUCGGAUGUGGUGCAGCCUGGAGCGUACGUCGUGGCGCUGCAGAGUGACGGGCAGGCGGUGGUAACCCACGCUGACCAGUCCGAGACUGGCGAGGCCAUUACGGUCAUCGCAGCUGAGGACGAGACCGUGGGCUCUCUGGCACUGCUGGCCGGAGCGACGGUGGACGGAGAGACCAUGACUGUGGUGACGCACAGCGGACAGGCUGGCUCGGCCGAUUCACUGGCCAUCGUGGCCCACAACGACCAAUCAGAAGUGGAAGAGACCAUGACUGUGGUUACUCAUUCCGGACAGGCCGGCUCCAGUGAGUCUCUGGCCGUGGUCCAGGCCUGCUGGACGGUGGAGGAGCGGCAGGUGGAGGACACGUCAGUAGUGGAGAGUGUGGAGUCUGGUGCGUUAAUUGUCCAGGUUGAUCCAGACAAGAUGGUUCCAGCUGAAAAUGUAGACAUGGCUGCUGUUCCAGCAGUGACGGCCCUGAAGAAGGAACCAGCUGUUGGACCUGCGGAAGUUCCACCCCAGUCAGAACCGUCCGUACAGUCACCCGCCCCCGCAACUCCAAGAAAACGAGGAAGACCCCCAAAAGCAAAGCAGGUUGCCCCACCUCCCCCUCCAGAACCUGAUCCUGUGGAGGUGGAUGCUGUGGAGAGCAGUUCUACUGAAGGGGAAGUGAAGAAGGAGGAGCAGGAGAGCGUUGAUCCGAAUAAGCGGAACUUGAGAAAGCGCUCGAUGAGGGAGGGUGGGUACGUUCGUCUGCAUAUGGGACUCGAGAAAGAGGAGCAGGAGACGCCGUUGAACACUGUGAAGAAAAUGGCCAGGAAAGGUCUCACGCUGGCUCAGACUGUGAAAAAACGUUCCGCUGAUUCUCCUGACGUGGAGAUCAUUUCUGACACUGAGAAGACGCUGUUGGAGGAGGCGGAGUUAGCAGCGAGGGAGGUGGCCCCUGUGGAGGAAGAGGUGGUGCAGGAUAAGCAGGAGGGUGCGGUGGAUGGAGAACACACGUGUGGCGAGUGCGGCCUGGUGUUCCAGAGACGCUACGCCCUCAUCAUGCACACGCUAAAGCACGAAAAAUCACGCGGCUUCAAAUGCACCCUUUGUAAUAAAGAGUUCCAGUAUGCCACAUCUCUGCGUGCUCACCUCGCCCGUCACAAGCACCAGAAGUCCCAGAGAGUGGUGGCGAGCCGAGGGCCAGCGUUGGAGGACGCGGAGGAGCCAGAGGGACAGUCUAAAGGCCGGACGAAGCGGGAGUUUGUGUGUGAUAUCUGCGGCAAAACGCUGCCCAAACUCUACUCCCUGCGCAUCCACAUGCUAACCCACACUGGAGUCCGGCCGCACGCCUGCCGGCUCUGCGGUAAAAGCUUCGCCACCAAACACAGCCUGAACAUGCACCGAGCGCUGCACGACUCUGUCAAGCGCUUCCACUGCACCAUCUGUGAAAAAUCCUUCGUUACCAAGAGGAGCCUGGACGAGCACACCAGCAUACAUACAGGUGAAUCAAAGUAUUCAUGCAGUCAGUGUGGAACAUCAUUCCACCGAGCUUCUGGGCUCAGCAAACACUUGAAAAAACAUCAACCCAAACCUAUGGUCCGUGCAUUUCAGUGUACCCACUGUGAUAAAAGCUUUUUCGAGUUGAAGGACCUGCAGCAGCACAUGAACAAGCACCUGGGCCUAAAGCCUUUCCAGUGCCAGGUGUGUGGGAAAUGCUACAGCUGGAAGAAGGACUGGUACUCCCAUGUUAAAUCACACACCGUCUCAGAACCCUUUAGGUGUAAUGUGUGUGGUAAGGAGUUCUUCGAGAAGGCUCUGUUCAGGAGGCAUGUGAAGAAGGCGACCCAUGGAAAGAAGGGCCGGGUGAAGCAGAAUCUGGAGAGGGAGUGUGAGCACUGCGGGAGGAAGUUCACCCAGCUCCGAGAGUACCGGCGCCACAUGAACAACCACCAAGGAGUGAAGCCGUUUGAGUGUCUGACCUGUGGGGUGGCGUGGGCUGACGCCCGCUCUCUGAAGCGCCACGUCCGCACGCACACCGGUGAACGCCCGUAUGUCUGCCCGCUGUGUGAGGAGGCCCACAUAGAUGCUCGCACUUUGCGAAAGCACAUUACCAAGUACCAUGGAGAUCACCUGCCCGGGAAAAUCAUGCUGGAGAAGGACACACUGCAGUUUCACAACCAGGGCACACAAGUGGAGCAUGCAGUCAGCAUCCUCAGCCCCGAGCUGCCCCCCGAGCUCCAGCCGCCCCAGCCGCCGCCCAGUGAGGAGAUUGAGACAGUCCUCAUCACCGAGGAGACUGUGGAGGCCGUGGAGGCAGUGCAGGCCGUCAGCGAGGGCUCCAUUUCCACGCUGUCGGACCAGAGCAUCAUGCAGGUGGUGAACUAUGUGCUGGCCCAGCAGGCUGGCAUUAAGGUGGAAGAGGCUGCUGACAUCAUUCAGACCAUGGAGGUGGAGGUGGCUCACGUGGCAGAGGUGGAGUGAUGUGAGGACAGAGAAGUGAGACCAUAAAGGAGGGCAGCAUUCGACUGAAACUGAAAUAAACUCUGCGUUAGGGGUGGGCGAUAUGGUAAAAAUAAAUAUUGUAUUACAAGAUAUCGACUCAUUUUCAUGUACAUACACAAUUGUAUGAUAAUUUGUGCCACAAAUUAUUUUGGACUCAUAAAAUGGCAUCCACAUGGAUACUCCCAUAUUUAUGCUGUGUUCCAUUUAUUUUAGACAUUAGAUGCUGUAACUGUGAAUCCCAGUUAAACAUUCCAAUAAUUUUACACAUUUCUAAACAUAUUUCCAAAAAACUUGCUAAAGAUAUUUUAUUUUUUGGAGAUUACCAUAGCUGGUUUGACAGUCCUCUGUUGACGUUUUAUGGUAAAUCCAAUCAAAAUAUGUCACCCUUUAUAUGUUUCAGAUUAGCACUGUUACCAGUGAGUGUGAUUACUUUAUAAUAUUCUAUUAAAUAUGAUUAUUAAGUAGUCUGUAUAUAACAGCAUAGUCUGAUUUAUCUGAAAAGUGAAAGGUGUAAAAUUCAGAUUAGUAAAUGUGAUAGAGAGCUGGAUUUUGAGCUCAGUAAUUAGAUUUCUCCGUGCACGUAAACUGUCUCUGUGCAUGAGUGGAAGCAGACUGUGUUGGUGGAAAUAAGUAAGCAGUGUUGAAUGCAGAACCUGAGAAUUCUCGUCCAAACACUUUGAGAGCAACGCUGAAACUAAAGAAGUUAAAUAAGCUUUAUCCUCUAGCAGAUCUAUGAUCAGAUUGCAGAUAGGUGUGUGAAAAAUGCUGCUGCAUGAAGUUUGCAAUUUACUCAAUGUUAUUGGCCGGUUUCAAAGCACAAAUUUCAUUGUUUGACCCGUUAUCUGAUGUUUAUAUAAACACAUUGAUCGGAUUGUUGGAGAGUUCUGGCUGAAAUGAUCUGCUGGAACUUCUGAAUUCUCAGUUCAGAUGGAACGCAGCAUUAAUCAGUAGUAUUAAACAGCACUAGUUACACUCUUGGGUGGUCAGUGUUCUUUAAGCUGAUAGACAAUAUAAUUUUCUGAGCAUGUUGUGGGUAUCAUUGCAGUCACAAUACAAUUAACGAUCAUUAUAUCGCCCACCUCUACUUAGCAUAGCCAUGUGAUGUAUAAAGAGGUAGUUUGGCCCCUCCCCUAUCUUUGCUUUGGCACAGACAGAAUGUAUGCACGAACGUGGCGUGUUUAUUUUUGUUGUAAUAUAAAUAUAUAUAAAAUGCUGACCUAAGGAACAUUUCUCCUCGUGUGCGCUGAGAAUUAGGUAGGCUGAUAUGAUUUGUCAAUAAUGUAUAAUAAAAAAGCAGCAAGGAAUUCAGUAAAAAAUCAGCUCUUAUGUACAGAAACAACUUUUUAACCGAUUGGUUAUUGAUAUAAUUUCUAUUCAUAAUGGACUGUAUUUUUGGGUUAAUGUUUUAAGUUUAAAAGCUUUGAUGGUGUUUACGGUGAGGGUGCAGUCUGCCUGGUGGAGGUGUGUACAGUGCUGGAUCCUGGAUCAUCACAACCAAAUAAAAGCUUUAUGCAGGGCUGUGCCACAAACCCAA